Auxenochlorella protothecoides is the source of this 189-nucleotide messenger RNA. RefSeq lists its product as hypothetical. The transcript has a single exon. Lineage: Eukaryota; Viridiplantae; Chlorophyta; Trebouxiophyceae; Chlorellales; Chlorellaceae. The record is from RefSeq and is a predicted model, not a curated record. The coding region runs from base 1 to 189 and encodes 62 amino acids.
AUGAGGGCCUGGUCCUCCCCAUGGAUGUCUUCCCCACCAGCUCUGGCUCCUCUUCCGACGACAGCGAGGUGGCAGGUGCUAGGCAUGACUGCGUCUCCACCCACUCUCCGGGUCCUUCGGGCCAACACAGCAUUCACCUGCCAGGUGCGGGCCACGAGGCACCUCCGCCUGAGCGUGAGGCAUACAUAG